This is a messenger RNA of Staurois parvus, 300 nucleotides long. NCBI's taxonomy places the organism in Eukaryota, Metazoa, Chordata, Amphibia, Anura, Ranidae. The record is from the annotation of a GenBank genome assembly.
CCGCAGUCUCUGGUCAUCCCUGUACUGUGUCCGCAGUCUCUGGUCAUCCCUGUACUGUGUCCGCAGUCUCUGGUCAUCCCUGUACUGUGUCCGCAGUCUCUGGUCAUCCCUGUACUGUGUCCGCAGUCUCUGGUCAUCCCUGUACUGUUAAUUAGUUUGCACUACUGUACGAGUUUUUUUUUCUAAACCAAAAGCUCGAUAUUCAGGUUUCAUUGCAGUGUUGGCACUUUGAAAGAAAUAAGUUGGUUUUGGGUUGCAGUUUGGGCACUUGGGCUCAAAAAGUGGUUUUUUUUUUUUUUU